Molecule: messenger RNA, 2221 nt
Organism: Misgurnus anguillicaudatus (oriental weatherfish)
Lineage: Eukaryota; Metazoa; Chordata; Actinopteri; Cypriniformes; Cobitidae
Source: RefSeq, a predicted model, not a curated record
GUCUGAUUCUGUAUUCUGAUUCGUUUCGGUUUUGGCUUUCUCAAAAAACGAAACCAUGAAACUUAACCUGAACGUGUGGGUACCCACUUGUUAAUCGUGCGUCUGUAUGCAUUCAGUGAAAUGGCAGAAGCGAGUAUUUCAGAAGACCAGUUCUGCUGUCCAGUCUGUCUGGAUCUACUGAAUGAUCCAGUGACCAUUCUCUGCGGACACAGUUACUGUAUAAGCUGUAUAACAGACUGCUGGAAUCAGGAUGAUCAGACGGGAAUCUACAGCUGUCCUCAGUGCAGACAGGCCUUCACUCCAAGGCCUGUUUUAGGUAAAAACACCAUGCUGGCUGACGUGGUGGAGAAACUGAAGAAUACCAAACUCCAGUCUUCUGGUCCUGCUCAGUGUUAUGCUGGACCUGAAGAUGUCGAGUGUGACGCUUGUACUGGAAGAAGAUACAAAGCCGUCAAGUCCUGCUUGGUGUGUCUAAACUCUUACUGUCCGAAUCAUCUGGAACAACACGAUCGUUUCUUUAAAGACAAGAGGCACUCUUUAAUAGAUGCUACAGGACGACUGGAUGAGCUGAUCUGCUAUGAGCAUAACAGACCGCUCGAGGUCUUCUGUCGAACUGACCAAGAAUGUAUUUGUUUUAUGUGUAUGAUGGAAAGCCACAAAAACCAUGACACUGAAAGAGCUUCAGCAGAGAGGAGAGACAAACAGAGACAGCUGAAGGAAAGACAGAAAAAAUUCAAGAGGAGAAUCCAGCUAAAAGAAAAGAAGCUUCAAGAGUUGAGAGAUUCUGUGGAAUCACACAAGCGCUCUGCACAGGCAGCAGUGAAGGACAGUGAGAGAAUCUUUACUGAGCUGAUCCGCUCCAUUGAGAGAAGCCGCUUUGACGUGACACAGCUGAUCAGAGAACAGGAAAAGGCUGCAGUGAGUAAAGCUAAAGGACUCUUGGAACAACUUGAGCAGGAGAUUGAUGAUCUGAGGAGGAGAGAUGCUGAACUGGAGCUGCUUGCACACACAGAUGAUCACAUCCAUUUUCUUCAGAGGUUCCAGUCUCUCUCUGCCCUUCCUGAAUCCACAGAUCUAGACAGCAUCACUGUCAGUUCUCACUUGUCUUUUGAUGAUGUGGAAACAAAAGUCACUCUGCUAAAAGGGAAACUUGAAGAUUUCUGCAAAGAGGAGAUAGAAAAUAUAUUGAAUAGAGUGAAAUAUAUCCAGAUCAUCCUCCCUCCUAACCCCAAGACCAGAGAGGAGUUCCUACAGUAUUCCUGUCAACUCAGUCUAGAUCCAAACACAGCAUAUAAAAGCCUCUUUUUGUCUGAGCAGAACAAAAUUGUUAUUAACACUAACACAGACCAGCAGUAUCCUAAACAUCCAGACAGAUUUAGCCUUUGUCCUCAGGUGUUGUGUAAAGAGAGUGUGUGUGGACGCUCUUACUGGGAGGUUGAGUUGAGAGGAACAGAGGAUAAUUGGGUGGCUAUAUCAGUGGCCUAUAAGAGCAUUGGCAGGAACGGAAAUACUUGUUUGUUUGGAUGUAAUAAUCAGUCCUGGGGAUUGUUAUGCUGUUCCUCUGAUUACUCCAAGUUCUGCCACAAUAAUAAAAAACUGAACUGCCCUAUAAGCUCUUCUAAGAUAGGAGUAUAUGUGGAUCACAGUGCAGGAACUUUGGCCUUCUACAAUAUCUCUAAUAAAAUGACCCUCAUUCACAGAGUCCAGACCACAUUUACUCAGCCUCUGUAUCCUGGGUUUAGGGUAAAUGAUGGGUCAGCAGUAAAACUUUGUGAUCUAACAAUGUAAUUAGAUUCUGUAACUAUUAUAUCACAGCCUUGAAAUAACAGUAGGAUGUUAUUUAAACAGUAAGCUAUAGUCUCUUACAAUUUUUAUUAAGAACUUGAUACAUAUUAGAUUAUUAGCAUUCUCUGUCUAAUAAUAGUUGUUUUGUACAUGUUAGAUACAGCUUGAGGCGAUCAGCUUCAGUCUAAUAUCAAAAGUCAGCCAGGUUCUCUGCAUCUGUAUCUGACAUUGUGAAGCAUUCAGAUAAAUUCGAAUCUGUUUUGAUUACUUUUUUUUAGUAAUUGCCUUGUUUUGAUUUUAUUUGAACAUAUGCUUCUUAUUUACUGUACUUCUUAUAUACUUGUAUGUUUAAAAUGCAUUGCAUUAUUUGUUAUUUGUAUAAUUAGACGCAUCAAAUAAAAUUAAAGGACUCAACAAUAACAUAUUAAAGUGUGUU